This is a messenger RNA of Dendrobium catenatum, 2844 nucleotides long. Its product is annotated as formin-like protein 1. Gene Ontology annotation, molecular function: actin filament binding. The coding region runs from base 188 to 2731 and encodes 847 amino acids. Gene Ontology annotation, biological process: actin nucleation; actin cytoskeleton organization. The transcript has 4 exons. Lineage: Eukaryota; Viridiplantae; Streptophyta; Magnoliopsida; Asparagales; Orchidaceae. The record is from RefSeq and is a predicted model, not a curated record.
CUGCAUCACCUCGAAACGAGCAACUCUCAGUGUAGAAAGCCAGCCAAGCUCUCAAGUAGCCGUUUUGGACCUUUCUUCUCUUCCUUUCUCACUUGCCGUGUAUGCUCUCCUUUUGUUGCUCGCUGUUUAUCGGCUCGCCUUUAUUCCAACCUUCAUCGAGAGAGAGUGAGAGAAACCGGAGGAAGCAAUGCCAACCCAUGACUUCCUCCUCCUCCUCCUCCUCCUCCUCCUCCUCCUCUUCUUUAAACCUGUCCUUUCCCGCAGACUCCUCCACCAUCCCUUCUUCCCUCUCACCUCUUCUUGGCCUCCUGCCCAACCCCCUUCCAUUAGCUUCCCCAAAUACCCCUUCUCCACGAAUCAAAAACCUUUCUUUCCUUCCAACCCCACUCCUCCUCCACCUCCACCUCCACCUCCCUCCGCUUCGUCAUCCCUCCCUACUUUUCCGGCCAACAUCUCUUCACUUAUCACCCCUUCUUCCCAUUCCCCUACCACCAAACUUCUCCAAGCCAUUGCCUUUCCCAUUCUCUCCCUCGCCCUUCUAUCUCUCCUUCUCCUUCUCUUUCUCUUCUUCCGCCGACGAAGCCGGAGUGACCGCGCCGAUGACGGCUCCGAUAGCGACCGGCUAUUCCCUCCCAACUCUGCCGCAUCCGAUAGCCGGAAGCCGUCGGCGAACUCUGGACCGGUGAGUUCCGAGUUUCUGUAUCUUGGUACUCUUGUGAACUCCCGUGGCCAGGAAGAUGGUUCCAGUGCACCAGCACCAGCGCCGCCGCCGGCGAGCUCACCGGAGCUCCGCCCGCUCCCGCCCCUUGCUCGCCAUGUUCGGAAGGGGGAUGGCGAAGGGGGUUUCUCUUCGGAGGAAGAGUUUUACUCUCCAAGCGUUUCUCCUGGUGAGAAGCGUGGUGCUGAUUUCAAGCAUGGAUCAAGCUCAAAAUUGAAUUUUUUUGUGACCGCGCCGCCGCCGGAGAAACGCGGGUCGACUGUUUCAACGCUGAGCACGCCGUCGUAUCCGUCUUCGAAUGUUGCGUCUUCGCCUUCCUCCUCGCCUCCUAUUGGCUCUAGCCCAGGACGAUCAAGUCACAAGCUACCAAGUGUUACUAUUUUCCGGCCGCCGCCUCCGCCACCUCCGCCUCGUGCCUACGUGCCGCUUCGUCCGAUGACUCCUUCGCCUCCAAAGAGGAAACCCCCUUCUUCUUCAUCGCCAUUUUCUCCAUCGAAGAAAGUUCCAGUAUCGAGUCAGAACCUUUGGUCGCCUAGAGCCAUUGGGGAGUUUGCAGGAAAACCUUUUGUUGUCCUUCCGCCACCACCGCCGCCACUUCCACCUGCCCAUCAGACCAAUGACAUGGUAUUUUCCACUGAUACACCUAAAAGUCCUGAAGUUAUGGAGAAGAGCGAGGAAAUACCCAAGCCCAAGCUGAAGCCUUUGCAUUGGGAUAAGGUCAAGGCGAGCUCUGAUAGAGAAAUGGUUUGGGAUCAGAUGAAAUCUAGCUCGUUCCAGUUGAAUGAGGAGAUGAUUGAGGCAUUGUUUGUUUAUGAUACAAAGAACAUGGUACAGGAGGGUGCAAGGCCUGUGAUUCCUUCUGCUACAGUGCAAGAUAUUAGAGUGCUUGAUCCAAAGAAGUCUCAGAACAUUGCGAUUCUGCUUAGAGCACUGAAUGUAACCAAGGAGGAAGUUUGCGAGGCGCUUUUGGAUGGUAACACUGAUGCUCUUGGUAAUGAGCUUCUGGAGACAUUACUGAGAAUGGCACCAAGCAAAGAGGAAGAGCUUAAACUGAGAGAAUACAAUGACAGUUCCCCUUUCAAGCUUGGACCAGCAGAAAGAUUUCUCAAAGCGGUGCUUGACAUACCAUUUGCAUUCAAAAGAGUUGAAGCGAUGCUCUACAUUGCCAAUUUUGACUCGGAAGUUAAUUACCUUAGAAAAUCAUUUGAAACUCUUGAGACAGCCUGCGAAGAGCUGAGAAAUAGUCGCCUUUUCCUAAAGCUUCUUGAGGCCGUUCUCAAGACUGGGAACCGUAUGAACGUUGGAACAAACCGCGGCGAUGCGCAAGCCUUCAAACUCGACACACUCCUCAAGCUUGUUGAUGUGAAGGGUACUGAUGGCAAGACCACUCUUCUUCAUUUUGUUGUUCAAGAAAUUAUCCGGGCUGAGGGUUCCCGCCGUUCUGCGGCCAAACUUCACUCAGCUACUGUAGGAGAUGAUCUCAACUGCAGGAGACUUGGUCUCCAGAUUGUCUCCGGGCUCGGUAAUGAGCUCGGCAAUGUGAAAAACUCUGCCAGUAUGGACUGUGAUGUGCUUAGUAGCUAUGUCUUGAAGCUUGCCGGCGGUAUCGGAAAAGUUAGAGAGGUGCUUCGACUAAACGAAGCUCUGAGCCCAGCUGAGAAUAGUGAGAGAUUCCAUGAUUCCAUGAUAAGCUUUUUGAAAAGGGCCGAAGUUCAAAUUGUUAAGCUGCAAGUGCAGGAGAGUGUUGCACUGUCUCUAGUGAGGGAGAUCACAGAGUAUUUUCAUGGAAACUCAGCCAAAGAAGAAGCUCACCCGUUCAGAAUAUUCAUGAUUUUAAGGGAUUUCCUGAACAUUCUUGAUCAGGUAUGCAAAGAGAUUGGGAGGAUCAAUGAGAGAACAUUUAUCAGCUCAGCUCGGCAACCUUCUACUGAAGUUAACCAAAUGACUCCACCUGUGUUUCCCAAGUUUCAGGCAGUCAGGUCUGGAAGUUCUGAUGAUGAGAACUCCUCUUAAGCUUCAUCUUUAUAUCACUGAAAAUUGGAAUUUUUUUCCUCUCCAGUGAAAUUUUGUCUUAUAGGCCUGUUAGAAAUUUGCUUUGUAGUCAGCGUAUGUAUAAAAUGAAGAAG